Messenger RNA from Saccoglossus kowalevskii, 2705 nucleotides. Its product is annotated as protein SYS1 homolog. Gene Ontology annotation, biological process: Golgi to endosome transport; protein localization to Golgi apparatus; Golgi to plasma membrane protein transport. The record is from RefSeq and is a predicted model, not a curated record. NCBI's taxonomy places the organism in Eukaryota, Metazoa, Hemichordata, Enteropneusta, Harrimaniidae. Gene Ontology annotation, cellular component: Golgi membrane; trans-Golgi network.
GGUUAAUUACAUAUGGCGGACGUGGCGAUGGUUUCGUGGAUGUUCAUUGACUGAUUCAUCGCCGAUAACACCCAAACAUUGACGCUGUACACGACGCAAAAGACAUCUGACAAAUAAUUUGGUCUCCACAGUCUUGCUGAAAGUGUUGUUUAGUUGUAACCGUACAAGUAAAUCAAGUACCCGCAGAAGAACACAGCAAAUGAUUGGAAACUCCUGAUAUACAUUCAUUGCUGGAUUUGAAUCCUGUUAACGUGAACACCAAACCAAGAGACUGGGGAAGCUGAAGUUUUGUGCUUUUGUUUUUCAUAAUCAUAAAAAUGUCGGGCUCAUUUAGGACUAAUAUUUGGGACCCUGGUCUCAUUAUCGCUCAGAUGCUCGCUUUACAGUCAAUAUAUUAUUUUUUCUUGGGACUUUGGCUCGUUUUGGUAGAUUGUAUCUCACAGGCAUCACGAUCAGUGGACCAAAUGUUUAGUUAUGAGGAUUUGGAAUUCAAGUCAUUUAAUGGCAAGCUAAUCAUGAUAGCAUUUGUAUUAAAUUCCUUGACUGGCAGCGCUGGAGGACUUUGGUUGUUAAUUUCUAGGACGAGACAGUGUCUGGACUUUGCUGCAACUGUACAUUUAUAUCACUUAAUUGUCUGCUGGAUUUACAAUGGAAGUUUUCCAAUGACAUUAUCAUGGUGGCUAGUGAAUGUGGCUUGUUUAGCACUUAUGACUGUAUUAGGAGAGUUUCUCUGUAUGAGAUCUGAAAUGACAGCUAUACCGGUCUCUGUGGGAGCCAAAUCUGAUCUAUGACAUACCGAUUCCACCUCCGAGUGGAGUGGACCUGUCUCUGUCGAUGGUGCAGCAAAUCUGCGGUCUCGGAACCUGGUCAAUUGGGCCUGGACUUGAAGCUAUAAAUAUGAUUUGAUCAACAUGGUGGAUGCAUCUUGAUUUUAACAUGCCAUAGCCCGUGUAUUCAUCCUCCAUCACGUCUCACAAUAAGGAGUGCUGUAAUUCUGCAUAUCAGAGAGAUGAACAAAGUGACCUGCUGUUUACAGCCUUCAUCAGUGACCCAGAAUGUUUGACCUGCUGAUUAGCUUGCUGGUCUUUAUGCAUCACCUCCAUAAUUUAUAGCACCGUAAACUUCCAAAGAAUGUCCCUCCACUGAGGUGAUAAACUAUCCUGCUUCUGAUUUGUUGUUGUCGUCGUCACUUGUUUCUACUAUGACAGAUUAUUGAAUAUUGAUUUGAGUUUUUUAGCCUCGCUGAACUACAAGGAAGAAUUUGCAUGGCACUGACAGGGAGGUAUCGUCCAUCACAGAUUUCUAAUUAGUGUAAUAUAUACCGGUAUAGGUUGCUCUGUAAUGGUGUGUGGUGCAUCGCUGAACAUUUCUACCUUCUGAAUUUGUAUUAUCAUGGAGGAGACCAAAAUAUUCAAAAUAUUUCAAGUUGCAUAUUAAAUAAAGUCGCAAUGUAUUACAAACUGAAUCUUAUGAAUUGAAUGAAUUUUAAAUAUUACAAGGGCUGCUGAUUGAAAUUCAUUCCAUUAUUUCAGUGUGUGUGUGGGGUGGAGGGGUCAUGAGAAAAUUAUACAUGGUCUUUGCUCUAUUAGAAAUGCAGGGGGCUCAUGUAAAUGUAAAUAUCAAGUUAGAUUGCGCAUGUAUUGGAGAUGUAUUUCUGAUAGAUCUAAUACUUAAUACUGAGAGGAGAAGAUGUAUUCUUCACAUGCAUUUACGAUAUAAAAUAUUUUUUUACUCAAUAGAUGUCAUCCCCUUCUGUAUAUUUAUUGAUCUUUUGUAGAUGUAUUUGUAAACUAGUCAUGAAUUAGUAAAAUGAUGCAUUAUCAAUAAUCUCAGCCAGUUGAAUAUCAUUAGUAAGUAAUCGUUGCUUUCCAACUGGAUCCAGUCAAGUUUAUGAACUUGCAGAUAAAAUGGUGCUAGAUUUGUUUAUUUUGAAAGUGGUGCAUUAAUUUAUUAUGACUCUGCACCGACUGUCAGUGGAAUAUGGGCAAAUAUUGGUCAGUAACUGUACUAAAGACUUAUAAAAAUCUUGUUAAAGAAUCUUGUUAUUGAAGUUUACACGAGAACUAUCUAAACUGGCACUGGAAUGUCAGAAAAUCUUUUAUAUUACACUGUUAUUUAUAGUCACAGAUGUAUUUUAAUGUACUUUCCACGUCUUGUCUUCUAAUGCUAACUUUGCUGGAUUGUGCUGAACUGAAAGAUGCUUGUAUUUGUAGUUCAAGGCAAUCAUAUCUAAAUGUAGCCUAUUGUUUCAUUGGUUGCUGGUUACUCUCCUCAUUAGGAAAUGUCGCCUUGAUUUUGAUCAUUAACCAUGUAAAAUUUAUUCCAUGACGAAUGGGAUGGUUGCACUUUCGUCUCUAUUGCAACAACUGUCAGUUGAUAUAGCACAUGCGGAGAAACUGUCAUCUAUUUUUGGGAAAAUUAGCAUAUUCAGAUCAGCAGCGUGGUAUAUUUAACAGCCAAUGAAAUUGGAGACUAAAUCUCUGCAACAUUUCCAGACUAUUGAGAGAACCUACAAAACAAUACUAGGCUAUUAAUCUAAAUACAAGUUUUUAGAAGCCAUCUGCCCAAUGAACAGGGUUCUUUGUAUGUUCCGAUGCAGACAAUAUAAAAGUUAAACACUGUUGCAUACCAUUUAUUUAUUUAUUAGGAAAGUCGUUUCUAUACGCACAAGGCAAUGUAUUUCUAUUUAUUGUAAUACCCGACAA